UGGCUCCUUUCCCUUCUCAGUGGCAGAGUAUUCUCUGGGCUGGACAGGGUGUCUGCUGGGACCUUGCAGGUAAAUGUGGGGCCAGAGCCACCAGGAAUCAUUUUCUUCCUGGCUCCUCCUCUGCCCUAGCUCCCUUCCUGGGCUGUUCCACUCCCUGGUAUUCUGGCACUUCCUUUGUGAGGAUUCCACCACUGAGUAGAUGGAUCUUUGGGUGUUCCAGUCUGGGGAGUUCUAUGUUGCUACCUCUUUCUAUAUCACUGGUCUAUGUUAUCCCAGCUAUAUGAGUGUCCAUGUGAUCCCUUAGUCUGAAAACCUUUUUGAGGCCUGUCUGCGCAUUGCAGAGCAGAGCAUGUGUGUGUAAAGCCAACAGACCCCGGCACUCGGCAGGUGGGAUUGAAUCUGCGAGUUUAGAGGCUAAAUCCAUGGGCAUCUACAGCAUGAGUUAAAAGCCAACUGGCUCUCAGCUAAGGCUGUCUAGCAAGGCUUCUGGCCCAUGAAAGCUCAUCACCUAAUAAACCAUCUUGUUAGUCAUCACCUAAUAAACCAUCUGUUCACCUAAUAAACCAUCUAAUAGUCCUGUUUUUUGUUUCAGCUACACCAGACUAACACAGCUACAUUUCUAUCACUAGCAAACUUCAGUCUCCCUUGCUAGUGUCUCAUUGCCUCUGGGUUACAUAUGUAUAGAUUUUUAAUCUUACCAGAUAUAGGAGAGGGGGGAUUAUCUCAGAAAGGUGUUGGUAUUGAACACCAGAGGCUGCGAAUCUACAUCUGAAUAGAUUGUGAAAUUGAUGUGUGAAUUUUUCAUCUCAGCUCCCUCACUCUCACACUUAAAGAGGAGGAAGAGGAAGCCAGGUUUUAAUUAGACUAAACUUGGUAUGUGGUAGGAGCUAGAGAUACUCAGAGACCUAAUGCUGACUUGAGUCCUUGUUAUAAACCCUGUUCAUUGCCCCAACCCUCCCAAGUUGUCUACUGGUCUGUCAUGGAACCACUCUAUUCCUUUCUACCAGGUCUUUCUGGGGUGCUGCACAGAAAACUGAUGAAGGUCAGAGUCCAAACAGUGCUGGAUGCUGCACAAGGGCAUAAUGAGAGAGGAUCAUUGCCCUGAAGAACUCAGUCUAAUUGGACACAGGAAAGCUAAUUAGCCUUAGCUGGGGAAAGCUGAGCUCUAGAGAGAUUCAGGCCCUGUCUGCACUGUGAAGGUUUGGUGACAAAAGUCCCGUUGACAUGCAAAAGUUGCCAAAAGUGAAAACCCAUCAAACCAUUUCUUCUGCCUCUCAUUGUGGACAUGUUUUAGCCACAUUGCUAGCACCCUGACGACAGACAGAGCAAAGCAAUGUGGAUAAACAUCCCACAGGGCGGUGUUGUGGAAAGGCAGAGCUGAUCCCUGCACUUCUUGGGAUUCUCUUGUAACUCUGUGAGCUCUCUGUGCUGAGGAAUAUCAAAACAGCACAGCAGUCUCUCUUGCCCUCCCCCUGCAGAAGCAGUAGUCUGCUAGUGCAGGGCCAAACAGGAGCAUUUGAAUGAUUUGAUCUUUGUCUGUUCCCCAAAUGGAGCACCUCACUCAGCUGUCAGAUACUGGAUCUUUGACAGGGGAGGGGCACAUGUCUGCAGGGCAGCAGAGAUCACAAAACACUGAGCACAACUAUCAGGGCAGGCAUUGUGAGAUAUUGGCAGAAGUCAGUUCUCUCAACAAAACAAACAUCAGAGUCCACACUGGCUCUUUGUUGACAAUAAAGGGAGGGAAAAAGACAAGUCUCUCAUGGGGUGAAGUGUUUUUCCUGACAACAGUCACACCACAGUGUAAAUGCUCUCACUGUUCUUGUGCCAAAAGGCAGGUUUUGACAACAAAACAGUCCACUGUAGACAAGGCCUCAGUAACUUUUGCAAUCUCAUACAGGGAGCCAGGAGCAGAAUGUAAAUUCCUGAGUCAAUAGGGACGGUGCCCUUUCUAUAGGGUUAUCCCAUUCUGGCCUGUAAGAUCUGUGUCUUGUUCCUCAAACUCUAUGCACCCAGGUUUUGGAUUGAUUUUUGAUGUGAGAGUUUUGGGAAUUCCCCUCAUAGUAGGGUUGAAUGAGAACCAGCAGAGGGAUCCCAGUAUAAUGGCUCAGCCCAAAAAGCAUAUUGUUGUUGCCGUGAGGCUUAAGGGCACAAGACCAUGACUGAGGGCCCCGUUGAGUGUUGUUAAAUGUGGAACAGGGAGUUGGCUCUGUGAGUGAUUUUGCUACUUUCCCAUCUGUGGUAGCUGGUGCUGAAUCACGUGCCUCAGGAUUCCAGAGAAAUGGUGCCAGCUUCUUUGAAUUUGACAGCAGCAGUCUGGGGGCAGGGCGCAAAGACCAGCUUCUGGCCCCAGAUCUGAGUGGGGGUGCACAGGGAGGAGUUUCUGAGCCCUGGGGUCACCCCCCCACCAUCGAGCUGGAGGGGAGAGAUUAUGUGGGAAAGGAAGACCCAGAGGCUGGCCAGUUGGCUCUGCAGGGGCAGCAUCCUGAAACCUCACAUGUCCUAGGAGAGUAUUUGCACCCCCUCAGCCCAGCACAGGAUGGACCCCCUGCCUCUGCUCUUCUACUUUUGCACAGUGCUGGCCCCCAGCCGUGGAUUCAGCGUGGAUGUGGAGGGACCCACCACCUUCCAGGAGGCAGCCGUGGGGUUCGGGCAGAGCGUGGUGCAGCUUGGGAAUUCCAGCACUGGGGGGUUGAUUAUUGGGGCCCCACUGCAGAUUGGAAAUGUGAAUGAAACCGGCAAAGUCUACAAGUGUGACGUGCACUCCAAAAGCUGCCAGGAGAUCCCCAUCCAGAGGCCUGCUGAUGCCACGAACAUGUCUCUCGGUUUAUCUCUGGCUGCCCGAGGUUCCCAGUUCCUGGCCUGCGGCCCCACAGUGCACCGGGCCUGCGGGGAGAACAUGUACAUCAAUGGCUACUGCUUCCUCCUGGACCAGAACCUCCGGCAGCUCCGGCGCAUCCCGGACAGCCUGGCAGAGUGCCCCAAACAUGUCACGGACAUCACGCUUCUCAUCGACGGCUCGAGCAGUAUCCUACCCAAGGACUUUGAAAAGAUGAAGAUGUUUCUCUCUGAGAUCAUGAAGCGUUUCCGUGGCACCGACACGCAGUUUGCCCUCAUGCAGUACUCCAAUGAAUUUAAACAGCACUUCGACUUCACAGCGUACAGGAGAAAUCGUAAGCCGAAUUACCUUGUCUGGAAGGUUGCACAGCUGGGUGGAUGGACAUACACAGCCACCGCCAUCCGGAAAGUGGUGUGGGAGCUGUUCACAUUUAGGAGUGGUGCUCGGAAUGAGGCCACCAAGGUUCUCAUUGUGAUCACAGAUGGGCGGAAAUUUGGAGACCCACUUUCUUAUUCAGAUGCCAUUCCCGAGGCAGAGAGAGCUGGGAUCAUCCGCUAUGCCAUUGGGGUCGGCCGGGCCUUCUCCAGUGAUGCUGCCCAGAAGGAGCUCCAAGAGAUCGCCUCUGCACCCGCCGACCAGCACGUCUUCCGGGUGGACAAUUUCGACGCCCUCCAGGGCAUUGAGAGCCAGCUGCAGGAGAAGAUCUUCGCCAUCGAAGGAUGGCCCUGUGCUGGGAGCAGUGGGGGCCUAUGAUUGGUCCGGUGGGAU
This is a messenger RNA of Pelodiscus sinensis (Chinese soft-shelled turtle), 3604 nucleotides long. The record is from RefSeq and is a predicted model, not a curated record. Lineage: Eukaryota; Metazoa; Chordata; Testudines; Trionychidae.